UUACCAGAGAAAAAGCUUGAAAACUCUACUGAUGAAACAAAUGUUUCGAGCGAACAAACUUCAACAAGCCUUAACCAAACUCCUUCAUCUAUUAUCCCCAAGCAUUCUGAUGAUUCACAACCAAGAAGAGCAAUGCCAGCAACACUUUUUGUUAAUAUUUCCGAAGAAGAAUCCUCAAAGAUUGUUGAAGUAAGAGCUGAAGACGGUGCUUCAAUAUUAGAGACCCCACAUCCAAGUUCCUUAACUUCUAAAAAGGAACCUAUUCCCGUGAGUCCCAAUCCCACCAUUCUCCCUAGAAGCCCAGGUACAGCUGCCAAAAUUUUUGAAGAGGAAGAGAAAGGUGACCCCUUUGUGCCACCAGCGCCAAUUGUUUCAAGUGAGCAGCAAGCUUACGAGACAACAAGUCCUAAACCAUCAAAAGCUAUAAUGAGUCCUAAUCAAACUCCCAUGUGCACUCCCGCUGAGACUUCUUAUGGAAGAAAGAUCCAAGAGAAUGUUGGAACCAUUGACCAGCGUUUGCAUGAAACUUUGAGUGCUAUUCAAAUUUCUAGUCAACCUGUUGAAUGUGGUUCAUCACACAUGGCCCCUUCUGUUUAUGAAACCAAUAAUAAUUUAUUAAGUGUUCAUGGGGUAAAAGAGAUAGCUGAUAUGAUGAAAUUAGAGGGUGCUGAGCUGUUCAUGCUAGCAGAAGCAUUCCAGACUCAUCCACAGCUUCAUCUUUCUUCAGAGGAUCGAAGCACUGAGUUGCUAUGCUAUUCCUAUAGGGUGCUACUAAAUAUUUUGAACAUUCUGGCCACUAGGAGCCCCUCCACAAUCACUGAGGCAGACAAGAUAUUGUUGGCAAAGCAUUUAAAGGAUGCUUCUGUUCUGGGAUUUGACAAGGAUUGGCUUGAGUCAGUUAGGAACAGGGUUUCCAACUGUGAUGCAUCAGAACUCCAUCGCAUGCAACAAGCUUUGAAGGGUUUAGGCAAUAAGCUCCGAGCCAAUAAGAUAGAGCUUGCAAAUAUUCGAGACCAGGAGGCGAAAGCUGCAAAAUUGGUAGAAAUGACUCAGAAAGAGUUGGAAGCCAAACAUAAAGAAUUAGAGGCAGCAUAUAAAGGGUUGGAAGCAGCUCAAUCCCAUUUUAAUGUCGCACAACAAGAACAUGCAAACAUUAGAGCAUGUUAUUCUCAACUCUUAGAAGAAUGCCAGGGAAUUUCAGAACAACAGUAUCAAUACUCAGAAAUUAUUGCUGCCAAAUUCAGGCCUUUCGGCUUCUAA
Molecule: messenger RNA, 1260 nt
Organism: Neltuma alba
Lineage: Eukaryota; Viridiplantae; Streptophyta; Magnoliopsida; Fabales; Fabaceae
Exons: 8
Coding region: 133-1260 (375 amino acids)
Source: RefSeq, a predicted model, not a curated record